AUGGCUGCAGGGUUUGUCGAAUCGUUUCCUUCUCCCAACUCAAGGGUGAUGGGGAGCAAUUGCGCUCCUUUGCCGAAGUUUUCCAACCACGAAACUCCCCAUAUACCACCUUUGCCUGUUGAUGAGUAUCAGUCCUACAUGCACUUGUCUCCUGAUAGCAGGAAGGGUAUAAUCAAGCAGGGUUGGCUUCACAAAUUAUCAUAUCAUGGCAGGGGUUGGAAGAAGCGAUAUGUUGUUAUCACUGAGGACUGUGAACUUCAAUACUGGUCACACGUCUUUCCCUUCAACGGCGGUACAGCACAAUGGGAGCUCAAGGGUAUCGUGAGUUUAGAUGAUGCAGAAUUUGGCAAGGUGCAAAACUUGGUUGUAGAUGGACACGAAGGAAGGUUCCCUGUGGCAAUCAAAAUAUCGUCACAGAGAAGCGUUUCUCCCAAGCACAGUCAGUGGUGGAUACUCCGCGACUACUACUUCGCAGCUGACGAGAACGAAUUAGAGCCUUGGAUGCGUGAAAUGGCUGAUGUCAAGUUUAAGUGUGAGGUCGAGCUCGUCGACAGAGCCUACUGCCUUACAUCCAGCGUCGAUGCCUCGGACUCUCCUAGAAGCAAGCUUGAUAGCGAGUACAUGUUUGUCGAACCCCGCAUUUUGCUUCCACUGUCUCGACAGCUGGUGUUGAACACACACAACAACAUGGCAAACGCUACACAACUAGACAAGAGGCAAUUUCUUGAUGGUUCAUGUGCUCCAGCAUGGGUUUUGGGAUGGAAGUAUAAAGUUGGACCAGAUUCUCCCCGUGGCAAUGCUACAAAUCGCGGUACAACCGACCAGCAAACGGUUCACAUAUCGAUCUGGUUUUUCUCCAAUCGAACCGAGCAAUCUUACUUCAGACAGCGGCUGGGGAUGCAUGCUGCGCAGUGGCCAAAUGAUGCUGGCACAAGCAUUGCUACAUCAUCACUUGAGGAGAGAUUGGCGAUUGCGAAGGGACAAGCCCACUCCUCGCUGGUUAUAGUUCUGAUGCUACAUGGGGCUAUAUCUCAACCAUUGUGCUGCAGAUGGUUUGGACCAGACACAAUCUGUCGAGUCCUCAGGCAUAUAUGGAAUAUGAAUGAGGGUGUCUGGCCGUGCCACACAGCUGGAAUGCUCUUUGUGGAAGAUCACUGUAUCUAUCGUGAUUUGGCUGAGAGUGUGGCUUGUUCUCGACAGGCGUACUCGGGUACCAACUGCAGCAGAAUGGCUCAAGCAAGGGAACCUUGCUCGUGGAGGCCACUAAUUGUUGUCGUACCCGUUAGACUCGGUGCAAGGUCUGAAGAUCAGCACUUGUCUCGAAUUGACAAGCAUUUGCAGAGCCUGGGAUUCAUUGGUGGACGGCCAAGACACUCAUACUACUUUGUUGGUGUCAGAGGAUAUAAUGCUUACUAUCUGGACCCUCACAUAACUCAGCCUUAUCAAUCGAUCAGAAAGAACAUCAACGUCGCAUCUUUUCAUUGUGCGCACCCAGGAAAGAUGUCACUAGCGCACAUCGAUCCAUCUCUUGCCUUGGGAUUCUAUUGUGACGAUAAGUCAGAUUUUGAAGACUUGAUAAGGCGAGUUGAGGAGCUUGCAGCCGGUGACAGCCACCCGAUUCUAUCAGUGGGAAAUCGUGCUCCAGAUUAUCUUUCCUUGGAUGAUGUGGAUGAAGACAUUGUAACGUUUGAAGAUGUAAACUAA
This is a messenger RNA of Guillardia theta CCMP2712, 1704 nucleotides long. RefSeq lists its product as hypothetical. Lineage: Eukaryota; Cryptophyceae; Pyrenomonadales; Geminigeraceae. Bases 1 to 1704 code for a protein of 567 amino acids. The record is from RefSeq and is a predicted model, not a curated record. The transcript has 10 exons. Gene Ontology annotation, molecular function: protein-phosphatidylethanolamide deconjugating activity.